AUGGCGCUCGUCCCGUACGCCUGCGGCUCGGGUGGCUCGGUGUCACAGCCGGUGCCCGUGCUUACAGGGGAGAACUACACCACCUGGGCCAUCAAGGUGGAGGCCGACCUGGACGCCGCCGGGCUCCGGGAGGCGGUGGUGCCGCUAGAGGACACGGCCUCGGUGAUGAUCUCCAAGAAAGAUAAGCCGGCGCGGGCUUACCUCCUGCGGGCGCUCGCCGACAAUGUGCUGCUGCAGGUGGCUCCGAAAAAGACGGCGGCGGAGAUAUGGAGCAGCCUCAAGUCCCGGUUCGUCGGGGCCGAUCAUGUCAAGGCGUCGCGGCUGGGCACGCUUCGCAGCGAGUUCGAGCUCCUGCGGAUGGAUGGCGGGGAGUCGCUUGAUGCCUUUGUGGGCAAGAUCAGCGGCAUGGCGGCGCGCUAUGCCGGGCUAGGAUCGACCCUCGACGAUGCGUCAAUGGUGAAGAAGUUGCUGGAUUGCGUCCCGGAUCGCCGGUACGCGGCGGUCGCUGGGAUGGAGCACUUUUGCGACCUAUCGACGCUGUUGUUCGAAUACGCACUGGGGCGACCAAAGGCGUUCGACGAGCAGCUGCGUCGACGCGGGCAGGCGGGCGGCGAGCAGGCAGAUGGCGAGCUACUGUACACGGCGGCGCAAUGGUGGGCGCGGGAACGGCGUCAUGGAGGAGCGCGGGACGAAGACGACGGCGCGGCGAGCACAGCAUCAGGCGGUCGGUCGUCGCGAAAUGUGCUACAAGUGCGGCGUGAGAGGGCAUUUCAAGAGGGAGUGCCCCUGCCGCGGAAGGAGCCGGCGGCGGGGCGCGCACUGCUGGUGGACGGCGACGUCGACGACGCCGGGCUGCUCUGA
This is a messenger RNA of Aegilops tauschii subsp. strangulata, 861 nucleotides long. Lineage: Eukaryota; Viridiplantae; Streptophyta; Magnoliopsida; Poales; Poaceae. The record is from RefSeq and is a predicted model, not a curated record.